Molecule: messenger RNA, 1306 nt
Organism: Rubroshorea leprosula
Lineage: Eukaryota; Viridiplantae; Streptophyta; Magnoliopsida; Malvales; Dipterocarpaceae
Source: the annotation of a GenBank genome assembly
UCACAUUUAUUUCCAGAGCUCCACACAUCAAGCAAAAAUCAUCUCCAUUAAGGCAAUAGCUCAACAGAAUCUCUGAAAAUGGACCAUUAUAAUCCGUCUACAGGUCCUUGGAAAAUGGCUCACAAGUCACAACCCAUCAUUGACGAUCCUGUGGGAGCAAAGGAAAAAGGAAACAAAUAUAAACUCACAAAGAUCAAAUGAUGCAAAUAUCAUCUACCCACUCCAAGAAAUGUAAGAGUUUUGUCCAGGGCAUCUUGCUGCAACUAAGCAGACUAAGUGAUGUCUUGCCCCAAAAUUAAAACCCUUUGGCUGAGUAGUUGUUGUAGCGUAACUAGGUUGGAACCUGAUCACAGGGUGUGGAAUCCCUCAUGCUACUGUCCAUCCUUUUGCAUUGACCAGGGGUUGGAACCUGAAAAACAGGUUCCAACUCCUCAGUAACACUUCAACUUCAUGAACUUUGCUCCUUAAUCAAAAAUGGAGAAAAUCCCACUUGAGCCUUCAAACUUCUAAAUUUGAACCUUGGACCCUCAUCUUUCUGGCUCUUUGCAUUCUCUCCAUUUAAUUAUCAAACCUUCAAUCAUAAAAAAUUUGCACAACAUAAAUAGAAUGAACACUUAUGAAAUUACUUGUAAAAAAAUACAACUCUUAAUCCCAUAAUUCCACAAAUGCUAAUGGUUAAACACACUUUAAAUAUACAUUUUCAUGCUUUCAUCACAACCCCCAACCAGCUUAUUGCUACUCUCUAGCAAUACAAGCGUCAAUUAAAAAAGAAAGCAUGUUGAUUAACUCAAAUGGAUAUCUAACAAGACUACCUAGGUAAUUGGAAAAAGAUCACAGUUGCUAUCAAGAUUACUUCAAUUAUAACUUCCAAAAGUGUGUGUGAACUAAGCAUAACCUUCAUACCACAAACCGCAACAUAUAUAGCCUUGAGAAUUAAUCAAAGUAAAAGCCUCAACUCCAUAUCCUCACACGAUAGUAACUAUUUAAUGCAAAGGAUUUCUCUCAUGGAGUUGGAAAGCAGCAAGUCACUCAAAGGAAAAGGUCAAAUUUAACAGACAAUCAAACUAACAACCAUUGAUUAGAAGAUAGGUUAAUUAGCUAUUCAAAAUUCCACUACUCUUACUAUAAAAUAGCUUCAGGAUUUCAAUCAAUCAAAUGUGAGAGCAAUAAAAGUAGAGCCUAGUGAGAAAGACUGUUCCCUCAAAAGAAAAGAAAGUUUGUCCUCGAAACUAAUGGAAGACUUUAUUUUGUAGAUUUUUUUUCCUUUUUUUCUUUUCUUUUUUUUUUUCCUUUUCUGUUUUUUUUU